Periconia digitata is the source of this 607-nucleotide messenger RNA. The record is from the annotation of a GenBank genome assembly. Lineage: Eukaryota; Fungi; Ascomycota; Dothideomycetes; Pleosporales; Periconiaceae.
AUGCAUGCUAAAAACGUAGCGUAGCUUACUACUCGCUCCUCCCACGGGUGAAUCAGCGCACGCGACGAGGAACGCAGGAUACCUACCUAAUCGCGAAGUUUUUGGUUCCCUCCCCGUGCUUGUACACAGUAGACGUGAAUGCUCCCAACAGGAGCGAUGGACUUGCCACACACACACACACACACACACACACACACACACAUAUCCACAAGCCACGAUCAUAAUCCAGGAGAACAGCGCUAGCCAUCACACAAAGUUUCACUCAUUUUGUGACGAUUUUGUGCUUACCACAUCCCGACACGCCAUACAUAUCCAAAGGACAGUGAAUUCGCGGCUCAUUGCUGGAAGCUGUCAUGUUUGAUUUUGCUGUCCAGCUUUAUUACUAGGGACACUGCAUGUUCGUUUGUGAAGUCUUGGAAAUCGAUAAAUUCCGUUCUUUUGCAAAAGGGGGGCCGGAGGGGAGAGAAUGGAUAGUCACGCGUGCCCCUUGCCACCGCCAGUUGGCAUCAAACGCGUUUUUGCGAGUACUUACUUCCUGGGGUUUUGAGGGCAUACCCAUCCCAUCGGCGUGCCUGUGUUGUGAACGAGUAUCGUGAUGGAUAAUUUC